CUAGCAGCUGUAGACGCGCGCGCGCUCGCACGCAAACAGUCUAGCCUGCUGCAGUUCGGUGUCAAGCGCGUGCUAUGCGGGAGCGCAUGCCUCCUGACUUGCGAUAUGUCGUGCCUGCGGCUUGGUGACGUGUGUACCCCCGCUUGUGUGGCGUGACUGUGUCGAGCUGACAUGGAGGAACUACUGGUGCACGGCAAAGAAGACAACACUGCAGCAAGCAGUGACAAGAGCUGCUACUUGCUGUCGGUGGAACAGCAGUUCACUCUCCUCGUCACAGAUGGCGCGCAAGUUCCUGUGGACACUGCGACGAGGCUAGAGUUGCCGCCCUGGUUUGACAGCGACAAAUUUAACCUGGGCAAGCAGUACUUCCAGCAGAACUACUACGCCAUGUUCGUGUCGAAGCUGAGCGGGCUGCUCGCCAUCCUGGCGGUGCCCAGCAUCCUGCGCGUGCUGGUGCUGACUGAGCGCUCCUCGGAGCCCGCCGCCGCCUUCCGGCGCUACCUGUCCACGCUGUCGCACAUGCUGCGGUGGUACGGCGGCGACCCCGCGCGCGGCGACUCCAGCACGCAGCGGUCCCUGGCGGCGGUGCGCACGAAGCACUGCGCGGCGGGGCGGCGCGCGGCGGCCGCCAGCCUCGGCCACAUCUCGCAGCUGGACAUGGCGCUCACGCAGUUCGGCUUCAUGGGCUUCAGCGCGCUGCAGCCCGCCCGCCUGGGGCUGGUCGGCUCCGAGCACCACGUGGCGGGCUUCCUGCACUUCUGGCGCACCAUCGGCUACGUCAUGGGCAUCGACGACAGGUUCAACAUCUGCCGCGAGAGCGUGCUGGAGACGCGGAUGCUGUGCCGAAUGCUGUCGGAGCGCGUGCUGGGCCCAGCGCUGGCCUCGCCACCUCCUCAGUUCGACGCCAUGUCCCACGCAUUGCUGCACGCGAUGUGGGCAGUGGUUCCCGUCAUCGACCACGCCGCCUUCUGCGACUUCACGCGCCUGCUGGCCGGCCUGGACCCGGUGCAUACCUGCGGCACCGUCUCUACCCCGCACCAGAUGUACAGCAGGGCGCUGCUGUCCUUCCAGCUGUUCGUGCAGGAGGUGCUGCUGCGCGUGCCCAUCGUGUCUGUGCUCAUCAGGCUGCUUCUGAACCUGCAGAUGUGGUUCUCCAUCUUCAUGGCGCAGCGCCUGCCGCUUCUCGCCUACCUCGCCUUCGGCCGAGCGCGCAUCGCUGCCUCCGGCUCCUGAGACAUCCCGCGCCGAUCUAACAUUACCUGCAUCCGAACACUAGUCUAGUGGAUCCCUUGGCCAAAGCAUCUACCAGAAGCGCAUCGCAGUGGACGUGGCCAACUUUCCGUGGCUUCCGAACUCUCAUAAGGGCUGCAUCGAGAUCCCUACAUGCGUCCGCUAAAAUCGAGGUCUCUAAGGAUGCGACACUCGCAUCCAUUAAUGCAUCCACAUAUCGUGCCCUUCGGGAUCGUGUUUUAUAUAAGUGAAACUUCUUUGGGCGUGAUGAGAGUAAAAUUUCAAGGAUGAUUUUUAAUGCAACGUUAACGUGAAACUUUGUUGUGAAAUAUUAAAGAAACAACUAUGCUAUCUACAUUGCUGGGUUCUUUUUCUUUCCCGUCUUUCUGCGAUGAUUAUCCCCCACCCCCCAAAAAAAUAGAACCGAGAGAGAUAGAUGAACGAAAGAAUUAGUAAGAGUGUGCUCAUGCGCUUGUUUCAAAAAAUAGAUAUAGGUAUCCUAUACAGUCAGCUUUGAGUGCCUUGAAUUUUAUAUUUGCUACCAGCGCGCUCGCGUUCCUCCUUGUUCAACCAGCAGCGUAGAGAGCGCUGUUAAGCUAGUCCCUCCAUUUCCCGCAUAGAUAGCGCUACCUGUAAUACAUUUCAUAUUUCAUUCUGAUAUUUGGUGUGUUCCAAAUGGCAGAAUUGUUUGAAGAAACAUUAACGCGCAAAGUUUUUCUUUAUGGUGUAUUUCAAAAUGAGUAAUAUUUAUUGUUAAUUAAUCAUUUUUGAUUGAUCAGUAAUAAUUUCAACCUGAGUAGUUAUUUUGAAGCGAGUAAUAAUUGUGUUGAUUGGUGUUUAUUAAUUUAUUUUAAUUUUAAUAAACUUUCUAAUAAAUACAAAAAAAUAGGCUUCUUAAAUACGUGCAAAAGAAAUGAAAGACAUAAACCCCUUCACUGUGUUAUUUUUUAUAAAAUUGUAUUUUCUCUCUCUCUAUCUCUCUCAAUCUCUCUGCUGUUUUAUCCCUCACGAUAUACUUACGAGUCGAGGUUUGAAUUGCCAAAGAAGUUUCACUUCUAUCACGUGUAUCUUGUUACACGCGCUGUUCAUUGUUUUGUUUGUAUAUAAUAUUACUUUAUAUUUUUGGCAUAAGAUUUGUUUAAAAGGUUAUAAACAUAAGUGAUAACGCAAAUGGAGACAAGUAAAAGAGCUGAUGAAAAUUACUGUAAGGUGGACUUGAACGUAUAGGGGUAUUACUGAUCUUUAUAAGAAUUUUCAGUAUUUCGAGAUUCAUAACAAAAAAUUUAAUAUGAUAGCAGACAUUUAUAACAAUCAUGCUUCAUUAUUUUUUUAAUUGGUCGUUUUUAAUUACGUUUUGCUGAAUAUUUGUAGAUAUCACUACUCAAAAUGGUUACGUGCACAUUAGUACGACCAACUGUCAACAGGUGGUGCUAGCAUUAAAAGUAUUCAGAUACUACCCAUCCAUCAGAAAUGUGUCCUUAACAUUGUGGCUGAAUUUGCUAAGGGUUGUAGGCAUGUGUGUGCUAUGGACCAUUCCCAUGUAUUCGUACACAGCCAUUAUAAUAUUUAAGCCAAAUUACAAAAAAGUAACAUUGUAAAACUUCAGUUAAUUUCAUAAUUGAAAUAUUGUAACAUUUCAACAAUGUUACAAAAGUGACACUUUGUAACAUUUAAAAAAACUUUACAGAAAUGUAUCUGAAAAUUUUUGUGUUGUGCUAUAUUUCACAAACUUUUUGGUGAUGUUGAAGGAAUGGUGCAUUGUUCUUCUAAACAUAUAAAGUUACUUUGCAUUUUCUAAAUGUACCUGAAACACAUAUGUAGUGUACAAACUAUUGGGCUAAAAUUGGGAUACAAACUACUAUAGGACUCUCUACUUAGACUUGUCACGAGUAUAUUUAUGAACACUCUUCGAAGGACUUUCGUAUCAGAAUGUUUAUUUUACACCAGAAGCUCCUCUAACUGAGAUUAACUUUGGAAGAAAAAGAAACCUCUAUUGACUGAUAGAAUGGUGCAAACGUAUUACUUUGAUUUCGUAAAUUGUACAUUACAAUUAUUUUAAACUUAUUUCAUCUAUGGCUAUGUGUGUUAUGAUUCUAAUACCUGGAGUAUAGAAGAGGAAUAAUGCACUUUCGGCAUUCGCAAAGCUAAUUAUUUCGUUAAUAUUAGUCAAGGAAAUUUUUCAUGGUUCAAGAUGUCAGAUUACACUAGAGAACUAAGCCGUGUCUAUGUUUUAUUCAGAAAAGUUCUGUGAUUUAAAACUAGGUUUGCUACUAUAUUUAUUUAUUUAUCGACUUAUUCACACAGAUUUCAAAAACUUGCCACGUCUUGGAUAUAGGUGAAACAGACUUUCAAACCAAAGAUCCAAAUCCUUUCCACGUGGAAAAGAAAAAGCUUGACCACAGCUUGCAAGCGAAAGACCCCAUCAACUGGAAACCUGCGCUAUCCCGGGAUUUAGAUCAACAAACGAGUCGCGACAUUUCUACUAGGAAUUGGUUUUUAUAAUUAACUAAUAGAAGUACCCGACGUUGCCCGGGCUAAACACAUUAUAAUAUAAGGAACAUCACUACCGAGUUUCAAGUCUGUAGGACAUAUAAUUGAUAAACGGGAAAUUUUGAUUUUUAAGUCCCAUUGAUUGUACAAUCUCGGUGCAUCAAGGCUAAACCGGCAAGCCUAUCUUCGGCUUAAUUUUGCGGGAAGGCAGGUAACACUUAAGCAAGACGUGACGGACGCAUCAAACGAUAGCGUGUAACAAAUUCAAGGCAACGCCAUCUAUUGACGAAGUUUUAACUAAACUGUUAUUAGCGCCUUUAGUUCGCCUCCAGCCGCGAGGUUCAUUAAGAGGAUGGGUUUUGCCAAGGAGAAGGAUAGGAAGUUGCCAGACCUUACUAUAUGACCAUGUGGCGGACAUAGAGAAAAGACACAAACUCCCUGUAUGUGUGUCUAUGACCUACCUUCUAUGAUUUUAUAUUAUAAAAACUGAAUAUGCCCCUUUUUUACUCUUAGGGGAGUGAGUUAUAUGUAGUCUUGUCACUCUCCGGCCCAUAAACUAUCUAUAUACAAAAAUCUAUGUUGAUCCGUUGCUCCAUUGCUGCGUGAAAGGACAAACAGACAAACACACUUUCGCAUUUAUAAUAUUAGUAGGGAUACUUGGAAGUAUAGAGUUCCUAAUUCCAGAAUGCUUUAUUAUAAAAAAAUGGGAUUACUAAAAAUUAAAAUAUAGGUUAUUUUAUGAUUAAUGUUAAUAAUUGUUGUACUUUUUGAAUGUUUAUAUAAUAACUGAAAUUUCUAAUGUAUAAUGAUGUAUGUACAAAUUAUAUCUUCCUUUGAUUUGUCCUAUGAACAAAUCUAUAUUCACUCAAGGUUGUGAAAAAGUAACAUGUAAUGUUAUUUAUAGUAUAACGCUUCGUUUUAUGUUAUUAACACGUACUAUGUUGUAUGUAUGCAGUUUACAAAUGUCCAAAAUAGCAGUCCUAUUAAAAUAUUUGGUUGCAAUGUUUGGAAACAUGGUCACGAAAAAAAAAAUACAAUUUAUUUUAUGUUAAUAAAAUCAGGCAGUCACGUGUG
This is a messenger RNA of Bacillus rossius redtenbacheri, 4794 nucleotides long. RefSeq lists its product as uncharacterized. Lineage: Eukaryota; Metazoa; Arthropoda; Insecta; Phasmatodea; Bacillidae. Gene Ontology annotation, molecular function: oxidoreductase activity. Bases 172 to 1233 code for a protein of 353 amino acids. The record is from RefSeq and is a predicted model, not a curated record. The transcript has 6 exons.